This is a messenger RNA of Chlamydomonas reinhardtii, 923 nucleotides long. RefSeq lists its product as uncharacterized. Gene Ontology annotation, biological process: mitochondrial electron transport, NADH to ubiquinone. Bases 178 to 498 code for a protein of 106 amino acids. The transcript is spliced from 3 exons. The record is from RefSeq and is a predicted model, not a curated record. NCBI's taxonomy places the organism in Eukaryota, Viridiplantae, Chlorophyta, Chlorophyceae, Chlamydomonadales, Chlamydomonadaceae.
CUUGCCCGGUCAAGUACACCUCGCCUUGCCUUGGUGCACCUACAUAGCUGGUUCGGAGCGUUUGUGAACGUUGUGACGCGGUCACAGUACUUGAGCUCCUCAACUUUAAGCCAGGGCCCUGCUUUAAGCAGUGCUGUUCCUUAUUUCCUUAUUUGCUAGCGUUUGAUACGAGAAGCAAUGACCUCGAAUACUGUACGCGUUCCCUACUCUCAUGAGCUCUACGCGAUGAGCCGGCACGUUGUGUUCCGUGCCGAGAAGGAGCACAAAGCUGCUGUGGAGUGCAAGGGCAAGCAUGAUUGGCCGGAGGACUGCAAGCCAGAGUCGGAAGCGCUUGUGCGCGCGACCAACAAGCUCUACAAGGAAAUUAUGGAGAAGUCCCCGGAGGAAUUCAAGGAGUAUGCGCAGUGCCUAGACUGGUAUGGACUGCGCUUUUCGCGCUGCCGCGACAAGCAGACUGCGUUCGAGAAGGCAUUUCCCAUCGUUGAUGCCAAGAAGUAAUGAAGUGGCUCAUGCGGGGGAAGAGAAUGGGCUUAUGCUUAAUCUAGCAAGUCGUUUCAAGGCAGGUUGGGGGCCCAUUCCUAGCGUGCAGUCAGCUUAGUGAUUGAAGGGUUGCGGUGUCUUGGGUGCAAGCGGUGUGGCUGCAACCAGAGUACCCGUGUAUGCACGAGCGGGCAGAAGUGACAAAAACACGAAGGCACGUUGCUGCUUGAGUGUAAGGGUCGAUUGGCCAACAAGCUCGACAAGAGGCUUGGGGCCGGAGGAAAGUUAGAUGCGUCGCUUGGAAGGGAUGCACAGAUGUAGCUCUGACCAGUAAAGUGUGUACGUGAUGGACGCGGGUAGCGCGACGGUUUACACCUGAACUUUAUCGCAUGGUGUGUUGGGUGGGAAUCGCCAACGGUGCAAUUAUGUAAUGACAUACCGUC